GGCGCGGCAUGUUGCGUAGCGUUAUAGUCUAGUCCGGCUGCGGGGUGCCGGUUUGGCAGUUUAAAGCGUCCCUGAACAGUAGUUGUCCGCCCGCCAGCCUCAGGAAGGAGAGGAAGUCACGGAGUCGGCCGAAGCCGCGCAAGAAUCUGCUCAUCAUCCGGCCUGUGUUGCUGCCGUGUGAGGAGGAGCCAUGGAGGGGAAACCGUUGCAGCAGCAGCAGCCUCCUCACACGCCGCCUCCGGCACCUCGCUCCGGCUCUCCCAGACUGAAGGCAGGAGGAGGAGGAGCCACCGUUGUGGCAGCAUCUGGGGGCGCUGAAGAAGCGCCUCGUUUGCCGGCGAGUGACGGGGAUGCUCCCGCCAGCGGCGGCUCCUUAUCAUCGGAGCCUGGCCCCGGGCUUGUCCCUGCCUCAGCAGCUGGCGAUGGACUGGGCAGACCGCUGGGUCCCACGCCAAGCCAGAGCCGUUUUCAGGUGGACUUAGUGGCAGAAAACUCUGGCCGAGCGGCCGCAGAUGAAGAGGCGAGCACGAUCGAAUCGCCCUCUAAACCCACCGGGGAUGGGUCCGGGAAAGGCAGCGAAGAAGCCAAAGGCCGAUUCCGGGUCAACUUCGUGGACCCCUCCGCCGGGGAUGAGAGCUCGGGUGAGCUUGGCGGUGGCGAGGUGUUCAAUGUCAGCUUCCAAAACGGCGGUGACACGGUGCUGAGCGAGGGGAGCCUCCAUUCCGGGGGAGGCGGCUCUGGAGGGCACCAGCACUACUACUACGACACCCACACCAACACCUACUACCUGCGCACCUUCGGCCACAACACCAUUGACGCAGUGCCAAGGAUAGACUAUUACCGGCACACUGCUGCUGGUCUGGGGGAGAAGCUUAUCCGGCCCAGCCUGGCUGAGUUACACGAUGAGCUGGACAAGGAACCUUUUGAAGAUGGAUAUGCAAAUGGAGAAGAAGGAACUCCUACUGGCGAAGCUACUGCGGCUUAUGUUGCUGAUAGUAAAGGUGUUGUCAAAUUUGGCUGGAUCAAAGGUGUAUUGGUACGAUGUAUGCUGAAUAUAUGGGGUGUGAUGCUCUUUAUUAGACUGUCUUGGAUUGUAGGACAGGCUGGAAUAGGAUUGUCAGUGUUAGUCAUUGCAAUGGCCACUGUUGUAACCACUAUCACAGGCUUGUCUACAUCAGCAAUUGCUACCAAUGGUUUUGUAAGAGGAGGAGGAGCAUAUUAUCUGAUUUCCAGAAGCUUGGGUCCAGAGUUUGGUGGUGCAAUUGGCUUGAUAUUUGCAUUUGCUAAUGCAGUUGCUGUAGCCAUGUAUGUAGUUGGCUUUGCAGAAACUGUUGUAGAACUACUUAAGGAACAUGGUGCAGUUAUGUUGGAUGGAACAAAUGAUAUCAGAAUUAUAGGAGCCAUAACAAUUGUCAUUUUGUUGGGCAUCUCUCUAGCAGGAAUGGAAUGGGAAGCUAAGGCACAGAUUGUUCUGCUGGUGAUCCUGUUACUAGCUAUUGCUGACUUUAUCAUAGGAACAUUUAUUCCAUUUGAGAGCAAGAAGCCCAGAGGCUUCUUUGGCUACAAAGCUGAAAUAUUUUCAGAGAAUUUUGGACCUGAUUUCCGAGAUGGGGAGACUUUUUUUUCAGUAUUUGCUAUAUUUUUUCCAGCUGCAACAGGCAUUCUAGCUGGUGCCAAUAUCUCAGGUGAUCUUGCGGAUCCCCAAUCAGCCAUACCUAAAGGGACACUGUUGGCCAUCUUAAUAACCACUGUGGUUUACAUAGGAAUUGCUGUAUCUGUAGGUGCUUGUGUUGUGCGAGACGGAACUGGGAACAUCAAUGAUACAAUUAUCCAUGAGCUAACAAAUUGCACCACUGCAGCUUGCAAGUUGAAGUUUGACUUUUCCUCCUGUGAAAAGACAGUAUGCCCUUAUGGACUAAUGAACAACUUCCAGGUAAUGAGUAUGGUAUCAGCAUUUGCACCUUUGAUUUCAGCUGGUAUAUUUUCUGCCACCCUUUCUUCUGCAUUAGCAUCUCUUGUCAGCGCACCUAAAAUUUUUCAGGCUCUGUGCAAAGACAAUAUUUACCCAGGUUUCUUGAUGUUUGCUAAGGGCUACGGGAAGAAUAACGAACCUUUACGAGGGUAUCUUUUGACCUUCUUGAUUGCACUUGGAUUCAUAUUAAUUGCUGAAUUGAAUCUCAUUGCUCCAAUUAUCUCCAACUUCUUCUUGGCUUCUUAUGCCUUAAUUAACUUCUCAGUGUUUCAUGCUUCACUUGCAAAAUCCCCAGGUUGGCGUCCUGCUUUUAAGUACUACAACAUGUGGGUGUCCCUGGUUGGCGCAGUACUUUGCUGUAUAGUGAUGUUUGUCAUUAACUGGUGGGCAGCACUUCUCACAUAUGUCAUCGUUCUAGGACUCUACAUUUAUGUAACUUACAAAAAGCCAGAUGUAAAUUGGGGAUCUUCUACUCAAGCCUUGACUUAUCUAAAUGCACUACAGCAUGCUGUUCGCCUUUCAGGUGUAGAAGACCAUGUGAAAAACUUCAGGCCACAGUGUCUCAUCAUGAGUGGUCCUCCAAACUCGCGUCCUGCAUUGCUUCACCUGGUACACGCCUUCACCAAAAAUGUAGGGUUAAUGAUCUGUGGUCACAUACAUAUGGGUCCUCGCAGGCAAGCUAUGAAAGAAUUGUCUAAUGACUUAUCCAGAUUCCAGCGGUGGCUUAUUAAAAACAAAAUGAAAGCCUUCUAUGCCCCAGUACAUGCAGAAGAUUUGAGGGAUGGUGCACAAUACUUAAUGCAGGCUGCAGGUUUGGGGCGAAUGAGACCAAACACUCUUGUUAUUGGAUUUAAGAAAGAUUGGCAGUCAGCUGACAUGAGGGAUGUUGAUACCUACAUCAACUUACUACAUGAUGCCUUUGACGUUCAGUAUGGAGUGGUUGUUAUCCGGCUGAGAGAAGGUCUGGAUAUUUCUCAUCUUCAGGGGCAAGAAGAAUUACAGUCAUCACAAGAGAAAUCUCCUGUAACCAAAGAUAUUAUAGUAAAUGUGGACUACAGCAAGAAGACAGAGACAGUCACUUCUAAGCCUGUGAGUGAAAAAGCUCCUAUUCAGAAAGAAGAUGAAGAUGAUGUCAAGAAUCCAACACAACCACUUUUGAAAAAAGAUCCUAAAGGCCCAUCUGCUCCUCUGAACUUGGCUGAUCAAAGACUGCUUGAUGCAAGUUCUCAGUUUCAGAAGAAACAAGGCAAAAAUAAUAUUGAUGUCUGGUGGCUUUUUGAUGAUGGAGGAUUGACAUUGUUGAUUCCAUAUCUUCUGACAACCAAGAAAAAGUGGAAAGACUGUAAGAUCAGGGUGUUCAUCGGUGGGAAAAUAAACAGAAUAGAUCAUGACAGAAGAGCGAUGGCGACAUUGCUUAGUAAAUUUCGAAUAGACUUCUCAGAUAUCAUGGUCCUUGGGGAUAUUAAUACAAAGCCAAAGAAGGAAAACAUUGCAGCUUUUGAUGAAAUGAUUGAGCCAUUCAGACUUCAUGAAGAAGAUAAAGAGCAAGAUGUUGCGGAUAAAAUGAAAGAUGAAGAACCUUGGAGAAUCACAGAUAAUGAAAUUGAGCUGUACAAGACCAAGAGUCACCGCCAGAUUCGACUAAAUGAAUUACUGAAGGAGCAUUCAAGCACAGCUAAUCUAAUUGUUAUGAGUUUGCCAGUGGCACGAAAAAGUGCAGUAUCAAGUGCACUGUACAUGGCUUGGAUAGAAGCUCUUUCAAAGGAUCUGCCACCAAUUCUCCUUGUUCGUGGAAAUCAUCAGAGUGUACUUACUUUCUAUUCCUAAGCACCUCUGCACAAAGUACAGCUGCAAAGAAGUGGUACUUCAGUGCCUAAAGGAGAGAGAGACUGGGAUGUUUGAUUAAAAUAUUAACAUCACAAGCAGGCAAAAAGUGACUACUCUUUCACUGUUCCACUGACUUGAACAAAGCACACAAGGAAAGUCACUGUACUCCUAAAGUUGUGAAAGCUUCAGUUGUCUAAUUCUUCUGUAAUUUAACCUUGCUUAAGGGGGAAGAUUCUUUGUCAGACUGAAGAAUGAAUAAACAGGUUUUUCUUUGCUACUUGAAUGGCAGCAAUAAAAGUGUUUAUUUUUGAUCAGUGAAAGGAUUAUAGAUUUAUAAAAGCCUUUUAGCCUUGAGGUGCCUUCUGAAAUUAACCAAAUUUCAUCCAUAUACCCUAUUUUGUAAAUUUAUAAAUAAUGUCAAAGUCUGCCAUUAGAUCUAUCUUUAGUUUCUAGGUUCUUCCAUGUUACAAUAAGAAAUGCUGUUUUAGUCUUCCAUGUUAGUUUUUACUUCUGUAAGUUCCCUGUUGUUUAGAAUGGUGACUGUUGUCCCACCCCCCCACAGGUAUCUGAAACAAAGUGAAGAGUGUGGCAGGUUGACUGUAAUAAAAACCGGAUUCAUACUGUUAAUGUCCAGAACUUUGUACUGCUCAGUUUGUACCACUGAAUAAAGCUAAAACACACUAAAUGAGAGAGGACCCAGUUCUCAAAUUUCAUACUAUUUCUUAUUGAUUGAUUUGGUGCAGAUUAGCAGGCCAGUCUUCAUUCUGCGGUUCAGCUGUGAAAUUGUAGUUCUUUACAGAAUGAUGUCAACAUGAGGUGUGAUAUGGGAUACUUCCGUAGAUAGUAUGUAGAAUCUUUCUAAGGCCAUCUAAAUAAAGCUAUCAGUUAAUUCAUCUAGUUAAAUGAACCACAUUUUAUUCAAGUCGUUCCAAGGUCAAUUCAUUCCAUUGUCAUAAUAUAUGUUCAAUCUUGUUAAAUACUCAGGUUUGAUCCUCUUAACCUUACAAUUUAAGUUGUACAUGAUAUCUUGUGAAUUCCAAGAACUGCCAAUUUGUGUGCCCUCCUAGUGCGCAUGUGUAUGCAUGUGUGGACUGCUUUCUGAUUUUUAAAUCUUGAAAUGACUUACUGAAAAAUGAAUUGAGGCUUUUAUUCGAUGGUUAGCACUGAGUGCUUAUGAAUAUACUUUGCAAAAACAACUUAAAAACCUUGCAGCCUUCUUGCAUUAAUAUGGGGUACUGUACAACAUCUAUCAUUCCACUCAUUGUUUGUCACUGAAAGCAGAGAUACAAUAUAUAUUUUAUGCAGGACAAGAUCAAAUUAAAUGGUCAUUUUUUUGGAAGGGCAAAGCUAACAGUUACUAAGGUGAUUAUUUCAGUAAGUGAUGUGCAUUCUAGAAAGUUACAGUUCUCAUUGUCUUUCCUAAUGUUGAUUGUGUUCUCAUUUGUUUCAGAAGUGCAAUACAAAUUGGCUGCUAGGGUAGAGUAAAUCAAUGCUAGUAUCUAGGUCUUAAAGGAAUUGGAAGUUGUAAUAAGAGCAGUUUGCUACCUGAAAAACAUUCCCUUUGUGUAAUUAACAACAUUGAUGCUGGUUUGCAGUACUUAUUGGUGUGAUAGUAAGGGAUACAAUAUUCAGCAAAUCUGAAUUUCUGUUUCAGUUUUUUUAUGUACAAGUGGACAACAGAGCAUGAACUUCAUGCUGCUAUUGAAUGAUGUGCACUUAUUCAAAGUUUUACCCAUACAGAAAAACCAUUGCUUGUGAUCUGUAAAAGGAACCAAAUGAAAAGUGUUUAUGUGUGUGCCCUGUGUCUAAAGUGAUAUCAAAUACAUAUAAAGGUUGCUCCUCAUAUGAGAAUUUGUACACACACAGCAUCUCACUAACAACUCAGCAAUUGUAAAAUUUACUCUAACCCUCCUGCAACUUGUUAGCAAGAGGCAAGUUUGGGACAUAGCCAUUUCAAUUUCUAUUUAGUAUAAACUGAAGUUUUCUUUUUUUGGUACCAUGUUUUCUUAAGUUUCAAUCAGUAAUGACUUGAAAUAAUUGUUUUCCAUUGACACUCAGCAAUACCAUUUCUAUAGGUGAAAUUUUAUGUUAUGGAAUUAGAAACUGUUUGGAAAGUAGCUAAAUAAAUCAAUUAUUUAUUUGUUUUAUGUUUGUAUUAGGCUUUACUUUUUACAUAAAUCUUUUUAUAUGCUUUUCUGUUAUUUAAACAUGAUCUAUGGUCUUAAUUUAAAGAUUGAGUUUUGAUUGGUACUAUCCACAGUUUGAAAAUGUCAUAUUUUGAUAAUACUGUACUGUAACUGUCACACACAAUGGCUUUUCUAAUGUUUUAACAACAUUGAAUAUUGCAGUAACUACUCUGUAUUGAGGAAGGAUCACUGCAAUAAAAGGGAGUGAAUUAAAGAAGUUGCCUAAA
Heteronotia binoei (common prickly gecko) is the source of this 6212-nucleotide messenger RNA. Its product is annotated as solute carrier family 12 member 2-like. The transcript is spliced from 27 exons. Gene Ontology annotation, biological process: cell volume homeostasis; potassium ion homeostasis; chloride ion homeostasis. Bases 191 to 3799 code for a protein of 1202 amino acids. Lineage: Eukaryota; Metazoa; Chordata; Lepidosauria; Squamata; Gekkonidae. The record is from RefSeq and is a predicted model, not a curated record. Gene Ontology annotation, cellular component: membrane. Gene Ontology annotation, molecular function: ammonium channel activity; sodium:potassium:chloride symporter activity.